CCUCAACUUCCCCUCCUCCUUACCCAAAAAAUGGACGAUCAAGAACCACCAUUUUCUCCUGAUAUCCCACCUGAAACUGAAAACCCACUACCCAAGACCCAGGAAUUCAGCAAUGAAAAUAGUUUCCCUUUCGAUAAUGGCCAAAAACACAGCCAUGCAACUGGUACUAAAAUGGAAAACUUCAAAGCUUUUUUGUUGAGAUAUGUUGUAUCCUCUUCUCCAACCAAGUCUUUAUCCCCCCUGCAAAGGUCCAUGAUUGAACAGCGCCUUCAUGACUUCUUCCCUGAUUUUCACACUCCUGAUCAUCCCCCUUAUGCUGCUAUGAUUGAACAUGCAAUUGAAAAAUUGAAUGAGGAAGGUGGAUCUACUGAGGAGGCAAUAUCACUGUUUAUUAGGAAAGAGUAUCCUGAUUUGCCAAGGGCUCAUGAUAGUUUAUUCAAGUACCAUUUGAAAAACCUCUGUGAGGAUGGAGCUCUUGUAAAAGCUGGUAACAGGUUCUAUAUGACUGGAGAUGAACAUAGUCCUGACAGUCUCUAUAAUCUUAGUCAUAUAGUCACUCACAGUAAUAUUUACAGUCCAACCUCUCAUGAUGGUGUUGAGUCCAGUCCUAGUAGCCCCAGCUGGUGCUCAAGCACUUCCUGCAGCAGCUUUUCUAGCCCAAGGAGUAACCGUCCAUAUGCUCGAAGGCAGAAAAGAGGGGAAAAAAGGGGAAGACAGCGCAAGAGAACUACUCAACGAAAGAGAGUACAGAUUAAGCGUAAAGGAAAGAGAGUCGAGAGACGUGGUAGACCACGUAAGAAGAAUGUAGAAGAUCAAGUAUAUUCUGACAAGCUGAUGUUAGAAGAGGAAGUCAAAGAAUUAGAAGAGCAAAAUGUCAGAAAGAAAGAACAAAAUGAGGUGCUUGAGGGCUGUGAUCAAGUUAGAAGGAAAAGAAGAAAGAUAAAGGAGUGUGGUCAAAGACAAGAAACCAGGGCACUGAGAGACACUGACUUUGACCAAUUUGAAGUGGCAACUAAGGAGGAAUGGCGGAAAAAACAAUUACAAGAAAAAUCAGUUAGCAGGGACAACAGUCAAGCAGAGGAGCUUGAAAAACAAAGGGAGGACCAGGCUCAUUAUAUUGAAGGAAAAGAAGAAGAGGAUCAGCCACUGCAAAAUCACAGUGAAGUAAAUCUUGUAUGCAUGCUGCAGCAAGAAGCAGAGGUUGAAGUGGUGGGGCAAGAAGAUUACUUGAAGGAUGGACUUAGAGAAACAACUGCACAAUUGGAUAUUGCAAAAGAAGAGAAUCAGGUGAUUCAGGUGAUUGCAAGAGAGAGUUGUAUGGAAGAUACAGUGCUUGUAGUGACUGGAGAACCUAGUUUACUUGAAGAACAUGACAUUCAGACUGUGAGGGAGUCAACGGAGGAGCAAAGAAAAAGGGCUCAACCUUGUAAAAGAACUGUGAGAGGAAGAAAAGCUCAUAAGAAGAGUGUACCGAUACCUGGGAGGCGUAGGGGUAGGCCAAAGAAGGAUUUGUUGGUAGAAGCAAGCCAAACUAAUGCUGAAGAAAUGGAGGCUAAUGAAACUCAAGAAGUGAUGUUAGAAGAGAAAACUGAAGUGAUUAAGGAACAAAAUGAAGUAAAAGAAGGGGCUUUGGGGAUUGAAGGGACAAACCGAGUACAUGGACAUGGACAAGAAAGUUUUGGAUGCAGUCUAACAGAGGAAACCGUGACAGAAACUGAAAUUGGAAAACCUGGUGUUAUUGCAGAAGAAAUUGUAUCAGGAGAACAGCAUAAUAUGGUGAUCAAGCAAGAGUCACAAUUAAUUGGAGGCACUGAAAGAUGUGACAAACAACAGGAACAUGAAAACAUUGACCAGGAGUGUUAUCUAUCUGGAAAAGCCAAAAAUGAAGCUUUCGAAGAGCAAAAUAAGCCACAUAGGCAACAGAACCUAGAGCAGAAUCAGCUGGUAGAAAAGAAUAUUGAAUCUAGUACUGCACAGGAAGUUGAAAUGCAUGAUAUGCACAAUCAGAACCCAAAAAUUCAACAGAAAUUCCAUCUUGAGGGAGAACAUGAGGAUGCUGAAAAGUUAAUUACUAGUAAAGCAACUACUUUGCCAACAGAAACAUCCAGUCCAGUUUGUGAAGAGGAGGUGGAAGUUUCAAAUAUGGACAUGGACUGGCAGAAUGAGAUUCCUGGAGAAGAGGAAGAUACCAAAAUCUAUGGCAAACAUGCAUGUGCGCAGCCUGACUUCCCUACUUCAGAGUUGUCCUCGAAAUUGAAAUCAGUUGAAAUAUCAUCUCUAUCACAAUUACUUCAGCUUCCAGGUCCAAUGUCUGAAGAAGAAAAGGAGGGGCCAUCAAUGAAAAACAAGGAGCCACAAGUGGGGAGUCCUGUACAAGCAGGAGAUGUUGAGAUCACUGACAAGCCAGAGUUGUUUAGCUCAGAGUCGUCCUUAAAGCUGAAAUCAGAAGAAGCGUCAAUUCAACCAGGAUCUCUGGAGCAACCUCAACAGGGACAGGAGAAGCCACAGCGAUUAUGGCGGUGGCUUUUAAAUUUUUUAUGAAUGGCGUGCUUUAGUUUCUGCAACAGUUGAUUGAAAAUUCACCUUGACCUUCAAAGGGAAUCCAGCAACUUACAGGUUUUGUGGUGUAUAUGUUGGUUUGUAGCUUAAUGUAGCAAGUCAUGCAAGACCAAAAUCUGAUGAUCGGACGAUCUAAUUUUGCACAGUAUAUCCUAGAGUAGCAUUGCAUGCAUAAGGCAUCUUUAGUUUAACUUAUCAGAUGUAAACUUGUUGUAUUGGAUCUUUACAUAUCUUUUUGUCCUGUUUAUGACAUAAAAGUUGCUAGAGAUAUUACCUAACAUCGUUGCUGUUUACAACCGCUUGGAACUAAUGUGAACUGUAAUUUA
Coffea eugenioides is the source of this 2885-nucleotide messenger RNA. RefSeq names its product trichohyalin-like. The record is from RefSeq and is a predicted model, not a curated record. Gene Ontology annotation, biological process: chromosome condensation; negative regulation of DNA recombination; nucleosome assembly. Lineage: Eukaryota; Viridiplantae; Streptophyta; Magnoliopsida; Gentianales; Rubiaceae. Bases 31 to 2541 code for a protein of 836 amino acids. Gene Ontology annotation, cellular component: nucleus; nucleolus; nucleosome. Gene Ontology annotation, molecular function: nucleosomal DNA binding; double-stranded DNA binding. The transcript has 3 exons.